Strongylocentrotus purpuratus (purple sea urchin) is the source of this 2051-nucleotide messenger RNA. It is a transcript of the gene dmtf1, whose product is annotated as cyclin-D-binding Myb-like transcription factor 1. The record is from RefSeq and is a predicted model, not a curated record. The transcript has 15 exons. Gene Ontology annotation, molecular function: RNA polymerase II cis-regulatory region sequence-specific DNA binding; DNA-binding transcription factor activity, RNA polymerase II-specific. The coding region runs from base 76 to 2010 and encodes 644 amino acids. Gene Ontology annotation, cellular component: nucleus. Gene Ontology annotation, biological process: regulation of transcription by RNA polymerase II. NCBI's taxonomy places the organism in Eukaryota, Metazoa, Echinodermata, Echinoidea, Camarodonta, Strongylocentrotidae.
GGUUCCCAUGUUGAAAUGUCGUCUGUCUCUUAAAACUGAUUGGAAUUCCGUGUUUAUUGGAGGAGAAAUUAAGGUAUGGAUAUAAUGGAGGACGACCUUGAGCUGCAUGUAGAAGAUGGGGAUGAGAUGGACGGUGGUGUUGGUCUUUUGCCUUCAUCGUCCAGCAGUCAGAUGGAGAUGGAUCAGAUAUCAGAUCAGAUAUCAGAUGUCAGACAUGUUGGAGGAGUACACUCUGGGACAGAUGAUGGCAGUAUGAAUCAACCUUGUAUUGUGGUGAUGCCAGUUGAAAGUGUAGAAGCUGACCAUGGUCAUUGUUUAGCCAAGGGUUUUCAUCUCAGCGCCCCUACUGAUAUUCCAGUAUCAGGAAGCUCCCAUGUGAUGGGGAUAACUUGUGUGCAACGAACUAAAGAGUCAGAGCCUUAUGAUCCUGUAACUCAGUCAUGGUUCACCACCAAGUACUCCAAAGACUCUCUGUCAGAACGAGGUCAUAAAUGGAAGCAAGGAAUGUGGUCAAGCGAUGAAGUUGAACUCCUUGAAAGGAACAUUGAGGAAUAUGUCAGAGACCAUAAACUAGGUGAUGCCAGUGAGGUAAUCUUCAAUAAUAGCAAGGACAACAGGAAGAACUUCUAUCGGAACGUAUCCCAAGGGUUGCAGAGACCCCUUUUUGCCGUUUACCGGCGUGUCAUCCGGAUGUACGAUCAGAAGAAUCAUGUGGGAAGGUAUACUCCAGAAGAUAUCAUGAAGCUAAAAGAGCUAAGAGCUAAGCAUGGCAAUGACUGGUCCUUCAUUGGAGCUGAGAUGGGUCGCAGUGCUUCAUCAGUCAAAGAUAAAUUCAGACUUCUCAAAGAUUCUUGCAACAGAGGUAAGUGGACAGCUGAUGAAGAGAGACUCUUGACCGAUGCAGUCUUCUCCCUGUCCGGAGCCCAGCCCGGUGAGAGUGUGACCACAGGUAUCUCAUGGUCUCAGGUAGCGGAUAAGGUCGCUACGAGGACAGAGAAGCAAUGCAGGGCCAAGUGGCUCAACUACCUCAACUGGAAACAGACGGGUGGUUCAGAAUGGAGCAGGACAGAUGAGCUCACUUUGAUCAAUAGGAUUGCUGACACAGAAGUGGAACUAGAGAGUGACAUAGAUUGGGAGGAUAUUGCUAAGAACUGGAAGAGUGUGAGAUCACCCCAGUGGCUGAGAUCCAAAUGGUGGAGUCUCAAGAGGCAAGUCAGUGGAUCAGAUAUGAAAACAUUACUAGAACACCUUAGAAUGCUUCAUGAUAGACGCAGACUCCAAGAAGAGAGACGGAUAGUGCCUACAACUUCUCUAGACCCUCAGCAUAACCAAACCAAGAAUGGAACUCUCACUUUACAAGUACCAAUUCAACUCGGCUCCUCUUCAGGUGUCAACAUGGAUGAUGGCUCAGGACUUCAAUCGUUGAUAAUUCCUCAGUCGGCCCUGGCUCAUCUACCAGCUACAAGCUCCCUGUUCAUGAGUGAGGGAAUGACCACUGUACACUCUGAUAAUCAUAUCAUUAUUCAAGUCACUAGCUUACAGGGGAGUGAAGGAGAGAUUGUAGGAACAGACGGAAAUACAAGGCAGAUAAUCAUCACAGCACGACAGCCUAGACAAACAGUGCCCUCACUAGGUCAGGAUGAGACAGACAUGUGUGCCGAGAUACACCAAUCAGGUACAGAGCUUUCCACAGAUGAUGUAUCAGCUAUAGUACACCAAGGUGAUGAUUUACAUACCAAUCAUGAUCACAUGACUAUAAGCAUUGGCCAAUCACAAGUGAAUGUUGGAGAGGAACAUCAAAUCAGCAAUGAGGCUCAGCUGAUAGGUACUGAUGCAGUAUUACCUCAGCAGGCUGUACACACUGCUGAUCUAGUGGGAGUAGCAGAGAAUGAAACCACUCUGGUCGUUGUCAAUCAAGUGCCCUCUACCGAUGAGCUUAGCCAACCUACGACAGGGACUGUAGAAGAUGCCCAUCUCGGCGGUGGUGUCUUUACUUUGGCAGGUAGGUAACCUACAUGUACAAGAUACCAUUCAUUGGAGCAUUCCCAAUG